AUGAGGAGAUUAGAGGCUCUACACUCAGAUCCCUCACUAAUUUCUUCAUCGGAAUAUGCGGUUACUAUCACUAAUUAUGAUCCUACUCUAGAUCUUCCCACUACUCUCUGCAAAGAUUCUAUCCAUAUCCCUAAAACUGUUAAGGCAUUAUCUCAUCCUAGUUGGUGCGCCGCUAUGAAAGAAGAAAUAGAGGCUUUAGAUAUAAAUGGUACAUGGAAACUAGUGCCUUUGGCUAUUGUUAAGAAAGUUAUUGGCUGCAAAUGGGUAUUUACAGUGAAAAUGAACCUUGAUGGUUCUAUAGCUAGGUUAAAAGCACGUCUUAUAGCCAAAAAACAUAUGGGGUUGAUUACUCUAAUACUUUUUUCUCCAAUAGCUAAACUUGCUUCUAUUCAAUUGUUUAUUUCUCUACUAGCUACAUAUGACUAUCCUUUGCAUCAGUUAGAUAUCAAGAAUGCAUUUCUUCAUGCUAAUCUUUAG
Hevea brasiliensis (rubber tree) is the source of this 477-nucleotide messenger RNA. RefSeq lists its product as uncharacterized. The transcript is spliced from 2 exons. The coding region runs from base 1 to 477 and encodes 158 amino acids. Lineage: Eukaryota; Viridiplantae; Streptophyta; Magnoliopsida; Malpighiales; Euphorbiaceae. The record is from RefSeq and is a predicted model, not a curated record.